Vigna unguiculata (cowpea) is the source of this 1099-nucleotide messenger RNA. Its product is annotated as protein DMP2 pseudogene. NCBI's taxonomy places the organism in Eukaryota, Viridiplantae, Streptophyta, Magnoliopsida, Fabales, Fabaceae. The record is from RefSeq and is a predicted model, not a curated record.
CAUACAAUGACGAGUCACACUUGUGAAAUAGAAAAGCAGCCACCUGUGUAAGUAGCUUACUACAAUAUUGCUCUUUUUUUUGUCUGACUUUUGUUCCUGAGUAUGUUUUUUUUUUUCUUGUCUGACUUUUAUUCUGAAAAUCAUUGGAAUGGUUCAAUUUGUCUUUCAAGAUAUGAUUCCAAGUGAUUUUACGUAGAAUCCGCCGCCACCUACUUCUGCUUCUAUAAGAUGAACACAACCAUGGAGUGGUGUGUUUGGAAAACGUUUGAAGCAGUAAAAAGAAAACCAAAAAAUGAUUGCAGACAGUUCAUCGUUAAACACUCCAUCACCGUCAUCAACUCCUCCCUCAAAAACCAUUGGUGGCGUCACAAGCACCACACUCGCAUCACUUGCUAGCCUCAUAAAGCUUCUCCCAACGGGAACAGUUUUUGUUUUCCAAUUCCUGAACCCCGUUUUGACCAACAGUGGUGAAUGCGACGCCAGCAACAAGUCCCUCUGCGCCGUUCUCCUUGUCUUCUGUGGCUUCAGUUGCGCCUUUUCUUCCUUCACGGACAGUUACACCGGCAGUGACAAGCAGAGGCACUAUGGCAUCGUAACCCGCAACGGACUCUGGCCUUCUCCGGCUUCCGACUCCGUUGACCUGUCAAGCUACAGACUCAAGUUUGGAGACCUGGUGCAUGCUGUGUUGUCGUUUUCGGUGUUUGCGGUGUUGGGGCUGUUGGACAGCAACACUGUGAAGUGCUUCUACCCUGGUUUUGAGUCAACUCAGAAGCGUCUUCUUCAAGUGCUUCCCACAGCCAUUGGGGUGGUGGCGGGUGGGUUGUUCAUGAUCUUUCCCAAUGAUCGCCAUGGAAUUGGAUACCCUUUAACCUUCGAUUCCAACGACACCGCUUCUCCCAACAAUCCCAGUGUCAAUGCCUAAUCAGUACAUAACUUGGGGCUGUGAAUGUUUUUGCAUGCUAUGAAAUGUUCCUGCAGUAUACUUUUCUAUCUCCUGUGAUGUGACCGUAAACUCAAGACUUUAUUCUUUAAUGUAUUAUUGAGAGUUUUGUGUUUCAUUUUUAAGUAUAUUAUUUCAUGACCUAACUUUUUGAUCCAA